Artibeus jamaicensis (Jamaican fruit-eating bat) is the source of this 2581-nucleotide messenger RNA. It is a transcript of the gene PRPF4, whose product is annotated as pre-mRNA processing factor 4. Bases 115 to 1683 code for a protein of 522 amino acids. The transcript has 14 exons. Lineage: Eukaryota; Metazoa; Chordata; Mammalia; Chiroptera; Phyllostomidae. Gene Ontology annotation, cellular component: U4/U6 x U5 tri-snRNP complex. The record is from RefSeq and is a predicted model, not a curated record. Gene Ontology annotation, biological process: mRNA splicing, via spliceosome. Gene Ontology annotation, molecular function: U6 snRNA binding; U4 snRNA binding; protein binding.
CUCUGAGCCAACUUCCGGCCAGUGACGCACUUCCGCUCCGCUGGGUGCGCGCGGUGGAUUGUUUGAAACACAGAGCUCGACUUUCCCUGGGCUUCCGCGGCUCCCGAGCCCAGCAUGGCUUCCUCACGAACUUCCUCCACGCAGGCAACCAAAACUAAGGCACCGGAUGAUUUGGGGGCUGCUGUUGUGAAGAAACCACACAUCUAUUAUGGAAGUUUGGAGGAGAAGGAGAGGGAGCGUCUGGCCAAAGGAGAGUCUGGGAUUUUGGGAAAAGAAGGACUGAAAGCAGGAAUUGAAGCAGGGAAUAUUAACAUAACCUCUGGGGAAGUGUUUGAAAUUGAAGAGCACAUCAGUGAGCGACAGGCUGAAGUACUAGCUGAGUUUGAGAGAAGGAAGCGAGCCCGGCAAAUCAACGUUUCCACAGACGACUCAGAGGUCAAGGCUUGCCUGAGAGCCUUGGGGGAGCCCAUCACACUUUUUGGAGAGGGUCCUGCUGAAAGAAGAGAAAGGUUAAGAAACAUCCUCUCAGUGGUCGGCACUGAUGCCUUAAAAAAGACCAAGAAAGAUGAUGAGAAAUCUAAGAAGUCCAAAGAAGAGUAUCACCAGACAUGGUACCAUGAAGGACCAAACAGCCUGAAAGUGGCUAGACUGUGGAUUGCCAAUUACUCACUGCCCAGGGCAAUGAAACGCUUGGAGGAGGCCCGUCUGCAUAAAGAGAUCCCUGAGACAACCAGGACCUCCCAGAUGCAGGAGCUGCACAAGUCUCUCCGGUCUCUGAAUAAUUUCUGCAGUCAGAUCGGGGAUGAUCGGCCUAUCUCCUACUGUCACUUCAGUCCCAAUUCCAAAAUGCUGGCCACAGCCUGUUGGAGUGGGCUUUGCAAGCUCUGGUCCGUGCCCGAUUGCAACCUCCUCCACACUCUUCGAGGCCAUAACACAAACGUAGGAGCAAUUGUAUUCCAUCCAAAAUCCACUGUCUCCUUGGACCAGAAAGAUGUCAAUCUGGCCUCUUGUGCUGCCGAUGGUUCUGUGAAACUUUGGAGCCUCGACAGUGAUGAACCAGUGGCAGAUAUUGAGGGCCAUACAGUGCGUGUGGCCCGUGUAAUGUGGCAUCCAUCAGGACGUUUCUUGGGUACCACCUGCUAUGACCGCUCGUGGCGCCUGUGGGACUUGGAGGCUCAAGAGGAGAUCCUGCACCAGGAGGGCCACAGCAUGGGCGUGUACGACAUCGCCUUCCAUCAAGACGGCUCUUUGGCUGGCACCGGGGGCCUGGAUGCAUUUGGUCGUGUUUGGGACCUGCGCACAGGACGCUGCAUCAUGUUCCUAGAAGGGCAUCUGAAGGAAAUCUAUGGAAUAAAUUUCUCCCCCAAUGGCUACCACAUUGCAACCGGCAGUGGGGACAACACCUGCAAAGUGUGGGACCUUCGACAGCGGCGUUGCAUCUACACCAUCCCUGCCCAUCAUAACUUAGUGACCGGUGUCAAGUUUGAACCUAUCCAUGGGAAUUUCUUGCUCACUGGUGCCUAUGAUAACACAGCCAAGAUCUGGACCCACCCAGGCUGGUCCCCGCUGAAGACUCUGGCCGGCCAUGAAGGCAAAGUGAUGGGUCUCGACAUCUCUUCGGACGGGCAGCUGAUAGCCACUUGCUCAUAUGACAGGACCUUCAAGCUCUGGAUGGCCGAGUAGGCACGGGCAUAGAACAAGGACUGAAACCUCAGGCUCUCCCUUAAGAGCCAUUUUCAAAGGAAAGAAUGGGUGUGUUUUGUUUUAUCAUGUCUGUUGUCAAUUACCAUGUAUAGACCCUCGGUAGACUGGAUUCCCGACUCCAGGCAGGCAGCCCAGUUCCUGGGUGUCGGUGAGCCCCUUUCAUGGUUGAAUUGUAAUUUUGUCUUCAAGCCCCGCCAGUAACUAUGUAGACAAUUGUUUUUAUUAAUCUUUUGUUUGAACGCCCUGUUGCCAUCCUCACAUCUCAGGAUUGUGGCUGGGCUCCAUUUUUAGUUCUUGAAACUUGGCUUUCCAUUACAUGGUACAUGCUUCAGCACUGCACGUGACCCAGGGAGCCAGGUGGCUGGACUGCAGUGGGGAAGCCCUCAAGCAGAGAGGCACAGCUCACCGCACACUGGUGAAAUAUUGCCUGACAGAGGGAGAACCUGUCCUCUGCCCUGAGAACGGGCAGUGAAGAGGGGGACCCACAGCCAUGCUCAGGUUACUCAGUGAAGAAGACUUUCCCUCUUCCCGUUGGCUUCACUUGGAAUGCGUACGGGAACGUGCGUUGGGAGCACCGGGAAGCGCGGAACUGAACAUUUGCCUUGUCGGAAAAUGUCUUCCUUUUUUUUGAAGUUUGGCAUCCUUUGUAUUACCCCAAAGCUAGGCCAUUGUGUCAAGAUUCAAUGAAAUUUUCAGAAAGCUAAUGUGAUGUCUCUAUUGUGUAACCUUCUUGCUGUUCGUUAUUUAAAGGAUAUACCCCUUCAUGUUGAGGUGACUCCAGAAAAAAAUCUCUAAAGAUUAUUCCUAAACAUGACCUUUUCCCUUUUUUUACAAAAAAAAAAUUUAUUACAUACUUGGUACAGAGUAAAAUCCUAUU